AUGGCUUCGGCCCUCGGCCGUACGAUGUUCUCAUGGCUGACGGCAUGGUCGAUUCUGGUGGCUUUCGUUUCCUUGAACGUGCAGCGAGCAGCCGCAGCGGACAACACGAGGUGGAUACAAUAUACCGGCAACGAUGGCACAGUUUGGCUCGACGAUGACCGCAGACCGUCGUUGUACACUCAAGACUAUGGUGAUUGCCAGGGCGAUUCUCUGAUAAAUGUUACUCGUUUCGACGCGGCUUACUACAAGGACAACAUGACGGUUCUUUUCCAUCUGGAGGGCCAUUCGGCGUUGACAAACGAGAGCUUGAUGUUGUACAUCGGCGUCUACGCUUACGGCGAAUCGCGUUUUAACCUGACGUUCAACCCGUGUGUCGCCAACAUCAACAGUCUCUGCCCUAUCAAUUCUUCAAUUCCCAUCAACGCAAAUGGCAUCAUCCCGGUCGCACCCUCGGACGUGGCCAACAUUCCCUCGAUAGCACUAACGAUACCGGACUUUGAGGGGAUGGCCGUACUGCGGAUUUUCGCCAACUCGACUGAGUCUCAAAUCGCCUGCUUCUCGGCGGUGGUUACGAACGGAGCUUCGUUCUCACAUCCUUCUGCCGUGGCCUCCGUUCUAGGCGUUUUCGCCGUGAUCGCACUGAUAUCAUCAAUCGCAACCUCAAUCUAUGGACAGAAUGUCCCCGAGAUGCGCACGCAUUAUGCCCACUCCGUGUCCAUGUUGGUCGUGUUCGCGGUCUAUCAUCACAUCUUCUUUACUGGAGGGCUGUCGAUGAAUUGGCCAAGCGUGCUUGUGGCGUUCUGGAGCAACUAUGCAUGGUCGGCCGGUAUAAUCUACAAUCGGAACAUGCAAAAUACCAUCAAUCAGUUCAUUGGCAGCAACCGUGGCAACAUCAGCAUGAUUGGUGCUGCGCCGAACGGUGAGAAUGCUGUUGGGCUUGGUGGUGGGUACCAAAUAACGCAGAUCUACAAGCGGGCAACUUCUGCUACGCUGGAAUCCUAUGGGGGGGUGUUGAAGAGACAGGCGGCAGAACCGACCAACACGACCAGCGGCACUGCCCAGUUUUCAUGGUAUGGGAGGCCCGUGCUCCCCGGCCUUCCUUUACCCGGCAACUACUCCGGCUUUGCUGGAACUCUUGCAGAAUUGAACAUACCAGCCUCGAACGCCUUCAUGACGGGGCUGUUUUGGUACCUCAUAUUCGUCGCCUGCCUGUUGGGAUCUCUAAUCCUCCUUAAGUGGAGUAUUGAAGCUCUUGCUGCCUGCCACAUCGUCAAAACAACUCGGCUCGGGUACUUCCGGAAGCAUUGGCUAUGGUUUGCGGGUGCAGCUGUCCUGCGGACAUGCUACAUUGCGUUCUUUAUGAUGAUGUUCCUCACAAUGUUCCAAUUCACCUUGGGCGGAGCUCACGGCGUCAAGGCUCUUGCAGCAGUGAUCCUUUCGCUGUUUCUUGUGAUAAUGCUUGCCAUUUCGGCACUCGCGAUAUGGUACAGAACUAAAUCCGAGCCUCUGCCGGAGAUCCUCGACCAGGCUUCUCAGGGAUCUGAGGGAAGCGAAAAGACAGGAAAUUCUGCCUGGUAUAAGAUCAGCUUCAAGAAAGCGCCCGAGAACCCGGACGCCCGUCCCAAGACUACCUGGUGGCGAAAGCAUCUGCCAAACCUUGGUUCAGGCAGAGUCCAUCCACACGACGACGAGAACUACACGAUCAAAUUCGGCUGGCUUGCCUCUAGAUUUCGCAGGAGUAAGUGGUGGUUCUUCUCCGUCUGGUUGAUCUACGAGCUCGUCAGGGCUGCAUUCUACGGAGGCGCCGCAGGGCACGCUCUAGUGCAGGUCUUCGGUCUGCUUGCUUGGGAAAUCAUUGCUUUCGUUACCGUCCUCUUCAUGAGACCCUUCGAAAGCAAUCGCCUCAAUCUGAUUAUGGUGUACUUCCUUGGCUUCAGCAAAGUGGCGACAGUUGCACUGGCGUCGGCUUUCGAUGCUCGAUUCCGACUUGACCGUAUCAUCACCACGGUGAUCGGAGUGGUCAUCAUCGUCAUUCAGGGCAUCCUGACCAUUUGUCUUUUUAUCGCCAUUGUCCUUGGAGCGAUUUCAAGUUAUAUGUCGAUCACUCGCUACUCAGAGACCAUUAAACCGCGCUCGUGGUUCAAACCUCGAACCCGUUACUUCUCACACAUUGACUACAAAGCAACUGAUCGACCGAAGCCGCCUCCGCCGCCUCCACCACCAGAGCCUGAACGUCCAAAGGAACCUUACUUUGCAGUCUCCAGCGUCCGUCGGGAGCUCAAGAUCGAGGACGAAGAUCCUGAAAAUCAAAUCCCUGAAGUCAGCAUGUCUCCGAGAGCAUCUGCAGACAUGGAGAAACAUUUCAACCGUUCUCGAACCACAUCCAUGCUCUCUCGGACUAGUAUGUCGAACCUGCCGUAUGGAGCGAGGCCCCAUCGUUCGAGCUGGAGCACAAGAGAUUUCCAGAGCCUGGACCUCGACCAAGGCCUAAAUCCUAUGCAUGCAAGAAUGAGCACUGAGAGUAUCCGCGACGCCCCCAGCAGAAACCGUGCAGCAAGUCUGCGUGGGCAGUCAAGAACUGGCACACCAAUUGGUGAUGUGGCUGAUACGCCCAAUGGCUCGGAAGCUCCAGCUAUCCGACGUGGACACCGGCGCAGCACGUCGACACCACUGGGUCCAAAACGCAACAGUUCGACCGUGGCGGAAGAAAAGGAGCACGACCCAGAUAACAUUCCCUCAGAGCCGUAG
Messenger RNA from Cladophialophora yegresii CBS 114405, 2748 nucleotides. RefSeq lists its product as uncharacterized. The coding region runs from base 1 to 2748 and encodes 915 amino acids. The transcript is spliced from 2 exons. Gene Ontology annotation, biological process: fungal-type cell wall biogenesis; transmembrane transport. The record is from RefSeq and is a predicted model, not a curated record. NCBI's taxonomy places the organism in Eukaryota, Fungi, Ascomycota, Eurotiomycetes, Chaetothyriales, Herpotrichiellaceae.